AUGGCUGGUUCUGUUGACGUAGUAGCCAUCGAGUCUGGCUCCGACAAGACGCCAGUGGCUAAGGCCAAACCCGCCGAGGAUGGACCUCGGCGAGCGGAUGGGAUCUCGCAGUUAUAUGAGGGAAAUGUCUUCGAAGCAUCACCCGAUAACCGUCGCCAGAUCGGCGUGUUCAGCGCCGCGCUGUUGAUCUUUAACCGGGUCAUUGGCACUGGUAUUUUCGCUACGCCGGCUACCAUCCUGGAGUUGUCUGGCAGCGUUGGUCUUUCAUUGUUUAUGUGGGUGAUUGGGACAGCCAUCGCAUUGGCUGGUACAGCAGUAUAUCUGGAAUGGGGCACUGCCAUCCCGAGAAACGGCGGCGAAAAGAACUAUCUGGAGUAUGUCUACAAAAAGCCCAAGUUCUUGGCCACAGCCAUGUUCGCCGCCUAUGCCUUCCUGCUCGGCUGGGCUGCCAGCAACAGCGUCAUCUUCGGCCAAUACAUCCUCAACGCCGCGGACGUCGAGGUCGGACGCUGGAACCAGCGUGGCAUCGGGCUGGCGUGUCUGACCGCGGCGUUCCUUAUACACUCCACGGCUCUCAAAUGGGGUCUUCGGCUGUCGAACCUGCUGGGUGUCGUCAAGCUCAUUAUUAUCGUGUUCAUUGUUGUUUCUGGCUGGGUUGCUCUGGCGGGUCAUACCAAGAUCGAGACACCGCAUAACUUCACCAAUGCCUUUGAGGGCACCAAGGGUAGUGGGUACAGCAUUGUUAUGGCGCUGUAUAAUGUGAUCUGGUCGUUUAUUGGCUACUCGAAUGCCAAUUAUGUUUUGAGCGAGACGAGGAACCCAGUCCGUACCUUGAAGAUUGCGGCGCCGGUGGCUAUUGGUUCCGUUGGCGUUUUGUACAUGCUUGUCAAUAUCGCCUAUUUCGCCGCCGUUCCCAAGCAGCAGAUGCUUGAGUCUGGCUCUGUCGUGGCUGCAACCUUCUUUGGGAAUAUGUUCGGCAAGAAGGCUGAGAAGGUCAUGUCGGUCUUUGUGGCGCUGUCGGCAUUUGGAAAUGUGUUGUCUGUGCUGUUCUCCCAGGGUCGUAUUGUCCAGGAACUCGGCCGCGAAGGCGUAUUGCCCUUCUCGAAGAUCUGGGCUAGCAACUGGCCCUUCCACUCGCCGGCGGCCGGCCUGUUCGAGCACUACAUUGUCUCGGUGAUUAUCAUGCUGGCGCCUCCUCCGGGCGACGCAUACAACUUCCUCCUCAAUCUCAUCUCUUACCCUCUCUCUAUCAUCAACGCCUUCGUGUCCAUCGGCCUCAUCCACAUCUACCUCACCAAAGACAAGAAUUUCCCAAACUGGUCGCCCGGUAUUCGUGCCACAUUGCCUGUCGCCGUUUUCUUCCUGCUGUCGAAUCUGUACCUGGUGGUGGCGCCGUACGUGCCCCCGAGCGCGGGCCAAAGUGUCUACAAAGAGUUGCCCUACUACCUGCACUGCGUGGUGGCUCUGGGGCUAUUUGCUCUGGGUGCCCUGUAUUACGUUGUCUGGGCGGUAUUGUUGCCUUGGCUCGGUGGGUAUGUGCUGGUCAAAGAAUCGGUGGUGGAUGCUGAUGGAUGGUCGCGGAGUGUUUUUACGCAUCUACCGUUGGCUGGGGAGCAGUCGUAG
Penicillium alfredii is the source of this 1623-nucleotide messenger RNA. RefSeq names its product high affinity methionine permease. The transcript has 6 exons. Bases 1 to 1623 code for a protein of 540 amino acids. The record is from RefSeq and is a predicted model, not a curated record. Gene Ontology annotation, molecular function: L-amino acid transmembrane transporter activity. Lineage: Eukaryota; Fungi; Ascomycota; Eurotiomycetes; Eurotiales; Aspergillaceae. Gene Ontology annotation, biological process: amino acid transmembrane transport. Gene Ontology annotation, cellular component: membrane.